UAACGCGUCGGGGAGGUAUGUUGUUUGUUUGCCAAUUAAUCCUAAUCCGGGUAUCGUUUUAGGAGCCUCCAGAGAAAUCGCGGAACGCAGAUUCUUGGCACUAGAACGACGUUUAAAUGCCAAUCCGCAGAUGAAAGAAGCAUAUUCGGCGUUUAUAGACGAAUAUGAGAAGCUGGGUCAUAUGAGAAAGUUAUCGGCUCCAGUGGAUGAUUUGUGCCCGCAUUAUUAUCUACCUCACCAUGCAGUUGUAAAGGAGAAGAGUACUAGCACGAAGGUUCGGGUUGUCUUUGACGCGUCGUGCAAAACCACUUCCGGCUUCUCUUUGAAUGACAAAUUGCUUGUUGGUCCUAUCAUUCAACAAGACCUGUUCACGAUUAUGCUACGAUUUCGAUCACACGCCAUCGCUAUCACCGCAGACGUCGAAAAGAUGUACCGACAAAUCCUCCACGACAACCCAAAUAAAAACUUUCUACGCAUCUUGUACCGGAAGAAUCCAUGUGAACCUAUAGACACCUUCGAGCUACAGACGGUUACAUAUGGCACUGCAUCAGCUCCGUUCCUGGCAACCAGAACAUUGAAACAGAUUGCAUACGAUCAGCAAGACUCGCAUCCACUGGCAGUGAACUCGGUACUUCACGACUUUUACAUGGACGAUCUUUUGUCUGGGACAGAAGAACUAUCAGAUGCCAUCGAGAUGCGCACGCAAAUUUCUUCAAUGUUACAUUCGGCUGGGUUUUGUUUGAAGAAAUGGGCAUCUAACUCAGCAAAGGCCCUAUCAGGGAUUUCAAAGGAAGAUUUGGCAUUGUUUCCUACACAUGAAUGGCAAGACGCACAAGCAAUUUCAACGUUGGGUAUCGCUUGGGAACCGUUAAGUGAUACAUUUCGGUGCAGAGUUGAGCUACCACCAAUACCAGCUGCUCUGACAAAAAGGAUUACAUGCUCCUACAUCGCCAAACUCUUCGACCCUCUUGGCUUGAUUGGACCGGUAAUUCUCAUCGCAAAAUUGUUCAUGCAACAAUUAUGGGGGUUGAAGCACGACGGCAAAUCAUGGGAUUGGGACCGAGAACUCCCAUCAUCGCUUCAAGAUCAAUGGCAGAAGUUUCACUCGGCGUUAAACCUUCUUCGGGGUUUACAGGUGCCUCGGUUUAUCUCGCAGUACAAGGCUACCAAUGUACAAUUGCACAUCUUUGCUGACGCUUCCCAGAGAGCAUACGGUACAUGCUGCUACAUUCGGGCUGAGACGGAUCAACGUGUGACUGUUCAACUACUAGCAGCCAAAUCAAAGGUGGUUUCGCUGUCGAAUACCCACUCUAUUGCUCGGCUGGAACUUUGUGCUGCACGCUUGGCGACUCAACUAUACCACAAGGUUAGACGAUCAUUCAACACUUAUUCGGUUACUAUCUGCUGGACCGAUUCGAUGACUGUCCUGCAUUGGCUUAAUUCUUCUCCAAACCGCUGGAAGCCUUUUGUAGCUAACCGAAUCGCCAAGAUACAAGCCGAUACCGGAAUUCAGUGCUGGAAGCACGUACCAGGUGUUGAUAAUCCAGCAGAUGACGUCUCCCGUGGCUUGAAUCCAGAUAAGUUGUUAGCUUGUCAUCGCUGGUGGCAUGGGCCACAAUGGUUAUCAGAGACUCCGAAAAAUUGGCCUAACGAUCCACUUCCACUUGGGGAAACAGUGGUUUGUGAGGAAGAACGAUUGGCGACAUCACGAAUUGCAGCAAGUUCAAUAGUCUCUGAUUUCCGGAACACACUAUUCUCACGGUUUUCGGUCUACCACAAACUUCGACGGGUCAUCGCAUAUUGCUUGCGAUACAUUCAACGGUUACGUGAACAUAAGAGCGUAAACAACCAAAGAACUGUUAUCAUCAGCACUCAUCGAUCGGUUAAGGAACUGAUCGUUGCGGUUCCACUACUCACCGCAGAGGAACUUCAGAGAGCGGAAUUGCGAUUGUGUCAUUUAUCGCAAUUAGACACAUUUUACGAUGAUCUACACAACCUCGGACAUGGCAAGGAUAUUUCUCGGACUUCGAAGCUGAAAUGGACUUCUCCAUUUAUUGACUCACUUGGUAUCCUGCGCGUUGGUGGCCGGCUUAGGAACGCAAACAUACCCGAUGCUACCAAACAUCCCAUCUUACUGGAUGCAAAGCAUCCCUUGGCAUCACUUCUGGCUACUGCGUACCAUUUGAAAUUACUUCACGCCGGACCGCAACUGUUAUUGACGUCCCUUCGCCAGAAAUUUUGGAUAAUCGGUGGAAGAAGUUUGUCGAAGAUCACAUAUCAUCGAUGCCAUGUAUGUUUUAAGGCCAAACCAACGCUUGUGAAACAGUGCAUAGCCGAUUUACCGUUAUCAAGGGUUUCGCCAACUAUCCCAUUUGCUGUUUGCGGCGUGGACUACUGUGGACCAGUUCUGUUAAAGGCAACAAUGCGGAACAGGAGUCCCACAAAGGCGUACAUAGCUAUAUUUGUAUGUUUUGCAACGAAGGCUGUACACAUCGAGUUGGUGGGAGAUCUCACCACAACUGCGUUCCUCGGAGCACUACGUCGUGUAGUCGCACGUCGUGGAAGGAUUAAGGAACUACACUCGGACAACGCGACUACGUUUAAAGGUGCAUCACACGAACUCAAUCGGAUCUACAAAAUGCUGAAGUGCAACGAGGACGAUCGUGCACAAAUCUUCAACUGGUGUGCAAACAACGAGAUGUCUUGGAAAUUUAUCCCACCACGUGCACCGCAUUUCGGCGGUCUAUGGGAAGCAGCAGUGAAGGCGGCCAAGAAACACAUCAUCAGAAGUAUCGGAACCAUAAGUAUCACUCAAGAAAGCAUGUUAACACUCCUAACCCAAGUCGAACAAUGUUUGAACUCACGCCCUUUAACUCCUUUAUCUAAUGAACCAACGGAUUUAGAACCACUAACUCCUGCUCAUUUUCUCAUUGGUAGAAGUCUGCAAGCUGUGCCAGAGGUAGACUACAGUGAGAUACCUGAUAAUCGUCUGAAGGAAUACCAGUUGGUGCAAAAGAACGUUCGUAACAUCUGGUCCCGGUGGAUGCCUGAGUACCUUCAGCAAUUGCAAGCCUGCGCCAAGCACUGCAACGGUGCCUCGGUGAUAUUAAAGGAAAAUAUGUUAGUGAUUAUUAAGGAGGAUAACGUACAUCCUACGAUGUGGCCAAUGGGUAGAAUUGUAGCGUUACACCCAGGCAAGGAUGGCAUAGUGCGUGUAGUGACAUUACGUACAGCGUCAGGGAAACAAAUUGUUAGACCAAGCGUUCGUUUAGCAAUCCUUCCGAUUCCAAACGAGGAAAACACAUCUUAAUGUAGACACUACUAAUGUUCAGGAAAUAGUUUCAUGAAGGUAUUCAUUCGGAAUUCAAGCAAUUUAAAAAGAAGUCCCUUCUUUGGUGGCCGGAAUGUUAGGAUUUGCAUGAAAUAUCGAUUUGCAUGAAAUAUCAAAUUGCAUGAAAGCUAAUUGCAUGAAGGAUUAGUAAGUUAGGUGGACUAGUUAUUAUAAACGAACCAUAGUAGGAAUAAGAAUUGAAUUAUAAUUGACCAAGAAUAAACAGUUGAAUCUGAACCUUCGGCGGGACAACACUACACGUUUCACGAAAGAAAGUGCGAUUAUCGAACAGUUAGCGAAAAGUAAAUCCAGCUGGCGAUCGCGAUGAUUUUUCACCCCUGACAAUUGCAGCAAUCCAUUGUAGGUCAUGCCAUCGAUGAGAGAGCAUCCGGAUGAUGAAUAGUUGGGCAUGAAGUGGCGUGGUGGGUCGGUAGCGGCAAGCCAGGUAAUAGCUGGCAUGUUGAAGUCUCCAAACAGCAACAAGGAACUGCGUUCAGGAGCGAUGUAGAUCACACCGAUGAAUAGGCUGCAAAGAUGAAGUUUUACGCACACCCACAGGAGCUCAAGCGAUGAGAAAGCGUGACGUAACAUGAAGCUGUUUAAGGAAGCAGCACAAGCGAUGAGCACACCUCCACAACGAGAGUGUAUGCUGUUAUCAGUACUUCGGUCGCAACGGUAUACGUUGAAUUGCGUGUCAGCUAGUAGUGCGGUGGGUAUCGAUUCGUCGAGCCAGGUUUCGUGUAGGUGAAGCUCUAAGUUUGAAGCCAGUGCAUGCGUCGGCGGAGUAUCACGGAGAACACGUGUAGUUAAGGCAGUGGUGGCUCGGGCAUAGUGGCGUGGUGCGGUUCGGAGAGCGGCAGAUUCAGGUGGUUGGGCGACCACCAACGCGUAAGUGAAGUUGGAAAAAGGUCCUGCAAAUUCGUGCAAACAUGGGACCUCUAGCGAGCCUCUCGAUAGUGACGUUAGUGAUGGUGAUGGUGCGUGAUGCAGCCGGCGUUAGUGGUAUAUACGUUAACAAUCACAAGAUAGACAAGUUUGAGACGGAUCGUGUGAAACUGAUACGUCCCACGGACGUAUCCAACCAGGAGCACGCGAAUCAUGUCAGCAAAAAUGGAUUGCUAACGAAGGAUAACUUUACCAACGUCCAGCAGUACUACCAGUACCUGGUCGGGGAGGAUCCUGUCAACUACAUCGAUCUACUAUGGGGCAAGAAUAAAACACAACUUCCAUCGAUAUUUCGCAUCGGUAGUGUUUCAUCGGCCAGUAAUCGUGUAACGACCGCAGCGCCACCUAUCGCCAGUAGCAAUCUUACCCGCUACCCGGUAAACUAUUCCGAUGAUCAAUCUACAAUCAAAAACACGCUCAACAAUACGAACCUUGCUUACCACGGAGAUUACCAGCGCCCUCAAAUGCCUCAAUCAACUGUGGCGCCUAUGUUGCCUUCAAGGAAAUUAGUUUCUUCUACCCGGUCGCCAACAAAUCCUACCAGAAAGCGUAGAAAGAAGAAACCGAACACUUCUGUAGCGGUACCGGUCACGCCAGACCAGGUUUCACUACCUGCAGUACUCGGUGCACUCGGUGCACCACCGUCAGAUACAACCAAAGCAGAACUAACACCGGAGACGUUGUCCUUGUUAAGCCGCUACUACUCCUUCAGCUGCACACUGACACCUGUACAACCGUCGGUGUAUCCCACCCGAUCCACUCUCCAACCGGUCAGUACGACGCGCCGAACUAAAACACGCUACCUGACAAGUACACGGCCAACUACGGUAAAAACCACUGCUAAGCGAUCGAAACCCAACGCUUCGUCGAGUGGUGGGAAGCAGAAGAAACCCGUCGUCUAUGUGGAUCCACCCGUGAUAAAGCGUAUCGGUGGAAUGCUCGAAUCGGUGUACACUUAUAUGGAGAACGCUCUCACAAGCACCGAGUACGUGGAAGACUCCGAAGAGACGCGUGCCGUGAAGCGUCAGAAUGCGCAGAACUAUACCUCACUGAAACGGUCCAAAGUUAAGCGCAACACUUACCCGAAAGUGUCCGUUUCUGAAGAGAGUGAAUACGUUGGUAGUACAUCCGGUGAGAUGGAUGCUGCGUCGAGAUCCACACUCCCUGGAACCGAUCAAACGUGGCUACCGGUGGCGAAUGAUGCAACGCCUAAAAUAAUGAAACAAUUCACACCUAAACUGGUCACCAUUUCGGGACUACCUUCGACACUGAGUACCGAUGGGAACAAGAACAAGAUGACUACAAACAUUCAGGUGACGAGUGAGUAUACGGCGGCAACACCACCGACCGUUACGCUUGGGAAACCCCGACCCGACGACAGUGCGGAAUACGAUGAUAGUAGUGAGGAGGAAUCGGAAGAGGAUUACUUCGGUGGGUUCGGUGGAGGGUUCGAAGAGGCAGACGACGACGAUGAUGACGAUGACGAAGACGACGAGGACGAUGAGGAGGAUGGGGAGGGGUACGGUGGUGGUAGCAGUGAUCUAGUGCGUCCUAAUCGGCAGACAGCUCUGACAAACGACAAGGAUUACGAGGAGAUGAGCACACACGUGGAGCGUCCGGUGCGUAUAAAGCGUGUGAAAAAGCGACGCAGAAAGAAGCGCCCGGCCGUUAGUUACGAGGACUCGACCGACUACAGUGAUGAAGAUGGUUCAAGCGCACAGGACGACGAGUACGAGGAUCGAGACGAAUCCAAUGGUGAGGAAGAUGAUGAGGACGAUGAUUACGAGUCGGGUGAAUCGCCGGAAGAUGCGGAAGGGUUCUUCAGUAGGAUGUUCUCCUCGUUUGGUCGAUUUGUUCGUUCGCUUGGGUUUGGAGCAGCGGCACGCGGCACGCCGGAUGACUAUGAUGAGUACGAUGGUGGAAAUGCACGCAGCACAACGCCUCGUGUGCAGAGUGUACGGCGACGACCGACGCGUAGUACAUCGGGCGAUGCCGCACUAGCGACACCGGAUGAACGUUACACAUCGUCUGAGCAAGAUCCCUCCAAUUGGCUCCAAGGUAUACCGGGUUCUUACCUUAUAAAUGAUUUGGAGGAAGAGAUUGUUGAGCCAGUAGUACCCACCUUAGAGAUACCUGCGGCUAUUGCACCGUCCAGCUCCACCAGUUCCAGUUCCGGAUGGUUCGAGAUGAUGAUGCCUUGGGAUUUUUUCAACCCUUGGUCAUCGGACAUUGGAUCGUCCGAGAGUGUGGACGAACAGGAAGAGCUCGCUCCGAAACCACCCGUCAUCGCCGAUAAACCGCAUCCGACGGUCGAGGAAACCACCAAACCAACAUCUGCCUCACCAAUGUCUGGCUGGUUGUCACAGUUUUUCGGUGCAAGCACCACUAGAUCACCUCCUACGACCACUACACUCCCGAAACCCGAGCAACUGCUCUCAGUGUUGGCACAGUAUGUCGCACAAACCGCCUCGACCAAACGUCCUACAGUGGCGGGAUCGAUGUCCGACACGAUCAAACCAACAGCCCCAUCGUCUGUGUCCUACAGUAACUACCAACUGUGGCGCAUUUUUGUACACACCGAGGAACAACUGCAACGGUUGGAAGACUACCGACAAUCCCCGCAAGGGGUACGGCUUCAUUGGUGGAGCAAUCCGUCACUAGUGCGCCCUGCCGAUGUGUUAGUACCACCGGGUGUAAAGGGCGACUCAUUGCGUGAGUUUCUGGACGAGGAAGGACUACGUUACGAACCCACCAUACGUGAUGUUGGUCAGGCGAUUGCGUACGAAAAUCCACGCUUGACGCGUCGCGAGCAGAUGCAGAUGGAGCUCCGGAACGGACAUCCACUCACCUGGUACCGGUACCACCGGUAUGGGGAUAUCGUGAAGUUCAUGCACUACCUGCAGAGACGUUUUCCCCAGCGGGUGCAGCUACUGCAUAUAGGUCGCUCGUACGAAGGACGGCCUGUUACGGUGGUGCGUGUAUCGUUCGCAACACACCGUCCUAAACGUUCUCGGAAACCGGCCAAGAAACGGCCGGCCAUCUUUGUGGAGGCUGGUGCACGUGGCAACCAAUGGAUAGGACCAGCAGUGGCAACAUGGCUUCUCAACCGUUUGGUUGACGUACCUGAAACACUGCAAGGUGCAAAUAGUACACCAUCUAGCGAGACUGUUGACCUGAAGACGGUGCAAUCGUAUGAUUGGUUCAUACUGCCCGUUCUUAAUCCCGAUGGGUACGAGUACAGUCACAGGCACGAUCGGAUGUGGUCUAAGAAUCGUUCAAACCAAACACAACAAACACCGUCCGGAGUAGGGCAGGCACUGUUGUCAAGCGCAAUUAACUGGUGGAACGCUCAUAAGCCACAGCUCACGGAGGAGACCGAUUCGGAAGAGAUUUGUCAUGGUGUUGACCUUAACCGCAACUGGGCCUACCGUUUGCAGCAGGCAACCGACCCAAUAUAUCGCACCCCGUGCAGUAACAGCUACGCCGGUUCCGAACCAUUCUCCGAGCCCGAAUCUCGAGCAGUGCGUGAUUUUCUUCUAACGAAACGGCGCAAUCUACGGUUGUAUCUAUCACUGCAGGCAUACGGACAGGUGCUUAGCUAUCCCGAGCUGGAAAACGUUAGCGGUACGCGCGACAGCGAACGGUACGGGUUGGAAACGUUCGGCGAUGUGCACGAGAUGGCAUCGGUCGGGUUGGAUGCGAUGCGUACGGAGGCCGGUGAGUUUCUGUACAGCCUCGAACCGGAAGCUGGUCCACAGACGUACGGCACGGCUACUUGUUAUGCACGGCACGGUGCCGGUAUACGGUACAGCUACACGUUACGGUUGCCCGAUAAAGGAACGCACGGUUUGUUGCUGCCACCGUCGAGCAUCGUUCCGAUUGGGCGUGAUGUGUUUGAGCUGCUGAAGGGCAUGAUCGAGUACAGCUAGACUGGAUGACAGAUAUGUCAGUAAGAAGGCAGCAGAGAGGCUUUGUUUUAAUCGCAGAAGUAAGCAAGCAAGCAAGCAACGUUUCAUCACGAUCGUUCAAGCACGUACACGAUCGUUCGGUAAUCUGACAAACAGAUGGCGCUCGUAGCAGUGAGAAGAAUAUGAAACAAUUUGAAAUAACGGAAAGAUUUAAACCGGCUCCGCUAGCUUUGUAUUUAAGUACAACUUUAUGGUUAAAUUUAGUGAAUUGUUUCUUGCAUUGAUCUGCGUUUAAGCACAACCAUGCUUUAUUCUCCAGUGGUAGCAACUAGCAUAAAGAAAGGAUAAUUUUAAUGAAAACA
Molecule: messenger RNA, 8546 nt
Organism: Anopheles stephensi (Asian malaria mosquito)
Lineage: Eukaryota; Metazoa; Arthropoda; Insecta; Diptera; Culicidae
Exons: 5
Coding region: 4261-8205 (1314 amino acids)
Biological process (GO): proteolysis
Molecular function (GO): metallocarboxypeptidase activity; zinc ion binding
Source: RefSeq, a predicted model, not a curated record